Molecule: messenger RNA, 5531 nt
Organism: Polyodon spathula (Mississippi paddlefish)
Lineage: Eukaryota; Metazoa; Chordata; Actinopteri; Acipenseriformes; Polyodontidae
Product: calcium permeable stress-gated cation channel 1-like
Exons: 23
Coding region: 186-2726 (846 amino acids)
Cellular component (GO): plasma membrane
Molecular function (GO): calcium-activated cation channel activity
Source: RefSeq, a predicted model, not a curated record
ACGAGACAUGCGUUCACGAUGAAGGUGUUUAGUUUACAGACGGUCCCUGAGCAGGUGGGCGUUUCUGUUUGUUGCUCUUCCAGAAAAGACAGUGGGAUCUGAAUCCGAGAGCAGCAAUCACUGCUGGGGAGAACUGCAGCAGAGUGAUGCUCAUAUGACCCGGCUCGGACGGAGAAGGAGGACAAAUGGAAGGCUCUUACUUCUCUGCUGUCCCGGCUUCUGGGAAUGAGCGCGACACAAGCCUGGACUUCCUGAGUUUCCUGGACACCCUGGGGACGGACAAUGGGACGGUGGAGCGGUGUUACAGCACCCGGGCCCACAGCUCCGUCCUGCAGGGCCUGCCAUUCGGGGGCGUGCCCACUGUCCUCGCCAUCAACUUUGUCCUCUGGCUGGUGCUGCUCCUAGUGUUCUCGUGCCUGCGGAAAGCAGCAUGGGAUUAUGGACGGUUGGCAUUGAUAAUGGACAAUGACAGAUAUGUAGCCUGGCACCGCUGGAACUCUUACGACCUCACAUCUCUGUUCUAUGGAGAGCCGAGCGAGAAGGAGAAAUCGCCUCCCCCCUCUGAAUCCAGUCCCUCUGACAUGGAGACUAAAGAUGUGGGCUUCUGUUCUUGGCUUUCAUCGAUCUAUCACAUGAGAGACGAAGAGAUUCAGAGUAAAUGCGGAAUAGAUGCCACUAUCUACCUCUCGUUCCAGCGGCACAUCCUGGUCCUCAUGGUUAUUGUCUGUGCCCUCUCCAUCGCCGUCAUCCUGCCUGUAAACUUCUCCGGGAACCUGCUGGGAGACAGCCCUCAGCAUUUUGGAAGGACGACUAUAGCUAAUGUUCCUGCACAGGAUCGCUUCCUGUGGCUGCACAGUGUUUUUGCGCUGCUGUAUUUUAUUAUCACCGUGCUCUGCAUGGCGCACCACUCAGUGCAGCUGGAGUACAAAGAGGAUGAGAAGGUGGCGAGAACGCUGAUGAUCACGUCAAUUCCCAAGGAGAUCUCCGACACGGGGCUCAUCGUGAAGCACUUCCACGAAGCUUACCCAAGCUGCACAGUGAACGAUGUGCAGUUCUGUUAUGAUGUUCGGAAGCUGAUGAAGCUUGAUGCUGAAAGGCGCAAGGCGAUGAAGGGACGGCUGUACUUCACAGGGAAGGCUCAGAAAGAAGGGAAGGUUAUGAUCAAAAGCCACCCCUGCGCUCAGAUCUUCUGCUGUGACGCCUGUGGGUUUGAACAGGUGGAUGCAGAGCAGUAUUACAGCGAGCUGGAAGAAAAGCUUACUGAUGAGUUCAAUGCUGAGAAGAACCGCAUUGCCCUUAAAAGACUGGACAUGGCCUUCAUCACCUUUCAGGACGAGAGGAUGACUGCAGUCAUUGUAAAGGAUUACGGCCGGACUCCGUGUCGCAGGAAGUUGCAGCAGUCCAGCAUAACCACCGUUGUCAAGUCCCACCAGUGGGGGGUACAGUAUGCUCCAGCACCCACUGACAUCAUUUGGGAGAAUCUGUCCGUGCAAGGCUCCAGGUGGUGGGUGCGCUGUGUCCUCCUCAACGUCUGCCUCUUCAUCCUGCUCUUCUUCCUCACCACUCCGGCCAUCAUCGUCAACACCAUGGACAAGUUCAACGUGACCCGGCCCGUCGAGAGCCUCAGGAACCCACUUGUGACCCAGUUCUUUCCAACACUGCUGCUGUGGGCGUUCUCGGUCUUCCUCCCGUUCAUCGUUUACUACUCUGCCUUCUUCGAAUCUCACUGGACCAGGUCAAGCGAGAAUCAGCUAACAAUGCAUAAGUGCUAUUUCUUCUUGGUAUUUAUGGUGAUCAUCUUGCCUUCGCUUGGUCUCUCCAGUUUGGAUUUGUUUUUUCGAUGGCUCUUUGACAUUCACUUUCUAGAUGAAGCUGACAUAAAAUUUCAGUGUGUGUUCCUGCCUGAUAACGGUGCUUUCUUUGUGAACUAUGUGAUCACAUCGAGUCUGAUUGGCACAGCCAUGGAGCUGCUGAGAAUCCCGGGGCUUGUUGUGUACGCUACUCGGCUGUGUUUCGCCAAGUCUGAAGCUGAGCGCAUUCAUGUGAAAAGGAACCAAGCCUAUGAGUUUCAGUUUGGCUUGGAGUACGCCUGGACGAUGUGCAUUUUCGCAGUAAGCAUGACCUACAGCAUCACCUGCCCCAUCAUCGUUCCUUUUGGACUCCUCUACAUGAUCCUGAAGCACCUGGUGGAUCGCUACAACAUCUACUAUGCUUACAUCCCAACAAAGCUAAACCAGCGCAUUCACUCUGCAGCCAUCAGCCAGGUCAUCAUAGCUCCAAUCCUCUGCAUGUUCUGGCUGCUGUUCUUCUCGGUGCUCAGAUUAGGACCAGUUCGUCCCAUCACACUGUUCACCUUUGUGGCUCUGCUGUUUUGUAUCGCCGUCUCUCUCUUUGGGUUCUGUUUGAAGAGACUCCAUCCAAAGAAACCCACAAGCUACCAGAUGUCAGAUCAGCAGACCGAAGGGGUUUUCAACGACAACGAAAGAAGCAGCGUGUCCUCAACCCCAAACUCAAACGUUUUUGUAGCUUCAGUGCUUCAGGAGCCUGAGCUGGGACUCACACCCAUGCCAUCGCCGGCACACCAGAGCUACGGCACCAUGGAGAACAGGAUCGAGACGCCCAGCAACGAAGAGGAGACCCGUCCAGAGGCCUUUGAAUCGGAACUUGAGAACCGGAAGUACUUCUCCAGCGGACCCCUGGUCGACAGCGAUAUUGGGUACCAUUAAAAGGGAUCUCCACAAGGAUCCAGAGUUCAUAUCGCUAAAGAAGAAUUGUGCUGCAUUUACCCACAGCUUAGAGGAAAGCCUUCACCUGGUUUCAGCCUCUACGUCCUUGCUAUUGUCACCAGUGUUGCAACAGAAGCAGAAGCAGCUUGCAUGACACAGUCCCUCUCUCCCGUAUGUCCAGCACACCGCUUGUGAUGUGCUUCAAUGUGUAAAGGUCACAGACAAAAGGAUGCAGGUGUUAAUUAUCAGUUUUGGAGAAUAACUAAUAUGCUGCUUACAGCAGCUGUUCUGUAGGACCAAAGCAAUGCUACUUAGCUAUUCUGUAAUUUCCCGUUGGGUAUUUCUGGUUCAUUUACAGUCAGACCAGACUGGCAUUGCAUUUGAAGUGAUAUUUUCUGUUAUGGCUUGGCAUUGAUCUGUAUUAUUUACAGCUUACCAAAUCGUUUUUUGUAGACAGGCUGAUGUGUGUUUUGUCACAGGCGAGCCUCAGUCAAUUGGACAGGCUUGGCAAACACUGUUUGUAAUAGAGGACACCAGUCGGGCGUGUCGGGCCUUGGCAUUGCUCGAUUGGGAAGGCCACUCAAGAUCCACUGCUCCUCCAACCAGAACUGACCACCAUCUGCCUUCUCCGGACACCGUCUUCUAAAACGGACAGCCCAUUGCACGUGGAAAUCAUUUUGAUCCUUUUAUUCAUAGUGUUCCGGCCUUCAGGCUGAAGUGAGAAAAAAAAAAAAAAAACUCCAUGCAGAUUUGAUAGAGGACAGCAGUUAAAUAUUCACUACCGUUUUGUGCAGGCAGUGGUGGAGAAUUCCUAUCUCUCACCUCUAAAGAAACUAAUUAAGAUUACAGGGCUAAACUUGAUUCAGUUAGAGAUUAGCUCCUUUGUAAAAAACUUGACAGAUAAACUAGAGAACAGUGUAAUACAUGCAGAGCUAAAAAUGGGACCUUUGAUUACUGUCUAUCUUGAUUACUGUCUGUCUUGCUUCAAGGUGAUUUUUUUUUCAUAAUAUAAUGCAGCUUAUAUACAGUGAUACCUUUUAAGCGCUUACUAACAUGCAACCUCGAUGCAGAUAAAGUGUAACCCUAAAUGCAUGUUAUAUGAGUGUAAAGCAUGGGGUUCUUUGGUUCGGUUUUAUGGCAAGGCUUGAAACAGUGAUUGCUCUAGACAGGACUAGAAAGAGGGAGUGCUGUAGAUAUCUAUCUAUGGAGGUGUCCCUGUACAUAGGCUUUUACAUAUACUAGGUUUACAUGCUUUUCAAUGUCAAGGUGUAUAAUUGCCUGUACUUUGCUGUCGAAACAGGCACAGAGUAUGUUGCUGUCCUUGUUUAAAACUCCAUAGUGUACCUAUCUUUUUCCUCUCAUCUGUCAUGUAUACUGAAUGCUGCCACUUUUUCCUGUAGCAUUUUGUGAUCUCUUUAUAGUACAAGAGUGGAGGUCUUCCUUCUCAUUCGAAUGUAUACGAAAAAAGAAAAGGUGUUGUGUAAUAAUGUUUCCUGUACGCUGUUGCUGUGCCUUGGAAUAAUCUCCUUUACUGACAGUCCAGCAUGGCCUGGGACAGGCUGCAUGGAUUGAAACUCGGAAUGAGGAAUAUGUGGGUAAAAAAAUGGCGCACAGUUUUAUGAUCCACAUGUUCUAUGACAGCAUUCGAUCAAACCUCCCAGUUAUAAAACUCCUAGUGCCAAUCGGGUUCUGAGUAGAGCGGUCUCCAUCCCACAGCUAGAUGCCCUCUAAAACCUGUAACUCGCUUUAAAUACACGUCCAAAACCUGAAAACAAUGUUAACCCUUUACUGCCCUGGGUAUGUUCCCACACCUGUGUUGUGAAUGCCUAUUUUCUCAAUGCCAAAUAUAUUGGACACUGGGCAGCAAUGGUUACAAGUGUCCUCAUGCACAGAAAAGACAUGUGUUCAGUUUUCUAAAAGCAUUAAUAUCCUUAUAUGCAGUAACUGUCCCUCCAAUCUGUUAUAUAGCAGGUAAUGACUUCUGCGUCCAACGUUAAUGCUUAGUUGGGAGCUUCCUCUGCAUUUCUGCUCUCAGUGGGAUGUGCUGGGGUCAUAGGCUCAUACGGCAUGUCUGGUUAAAUAUUGACAUAAAACAGGGGAUUGGUGCAGGUCGUGAAGUAGCUUAGUUGGUUUGUUUCUGUUUUUAUUAAUGAAUGUAUUCCAAAAUAUGCCAUCGUAAACUCUGUACUACUAAUAUUCAUAGUGCACCUGUUACUACACCACGAAAUAACCUCAAACUUGAGCAGCUGGUUUCACAGAGCCUGACUCACACUAGUCUUGGAUUACCUUACCUAAGAUAACAUUAGGCAGUCCAAGAUUAGUGCAAAUCGGGGUCUGUGAAACCAGCCAUGAAAGGGGGCCGCUAAAAUAAAGUGUGAUUGUCUUUUACAAAUUCACAGAAGACUGCCCCAGUUUCAUUUUAAAGAAGAUGUAUUGCUAUGUUCAACAGAAUGCAGUCUGUUAUUUUCCUGCUGGCUACAGUGUGUUUUUUACAGAAUGUAUACGCAGCUUUAAAAUAAGUUUGAGUUGAAUUGACCUAUUUUGAGCUGAAAUGUGGCCUUGGCUCACUCCGCAGUAUCCUUCGGGCCAAACAUUAAACUAGAACUUUUAAACUAAACCAUAUUGGAUUUCAAUUAGAGUUUAAUGUGGCACUUUUUCUAAUGGUUUAAAACAUUUGUUGUCAUUAUAACCUAAAUAUGGCUUUUACAAAGAGUAGAGCGGGAUGUGUAUAUGAUCUUUUAAUGAGUGGGUUGGUUUUAAGAGUCUCUAAGAAAUUCUGUAUAUUUCAUUAAAACAUUAACAGUU